Zymoseptoria tritici IPO323 is the source of this 783-nucleotide messenger RNA. RefSeq lists its product as uncharacterized. The record is from RefSeq and is a predicted model, not a curated record. Lineage: Eukaryota; Fungi; Ascomycota; Dothideomycetes; Mycosphaerellales; Mycosphaerellaceae. The transcript has 2 exons. The coding region runs from base 1 to 783 and encodes 260 amino acids.
AUGUCCGAAACGAAUCACCUCUUCGGCUCCUGCGCCUGCCAACGAAACCAAUACACCAUUCUCGUCAACCGCACCUCUUCCCCUCUUCCACAAGUCUUCUUCGACAACAGCACAUCCUACCGCCGCACCCAAGCAACUCCCAUAACAGCCUGGCUCCGCGUUCCCCUCGCCCACUACCACAGCACGACGCACGCGCUCUUUCCCGAUGAGUCCCACUCGGCGAUAAAACGCACUUUCCACACGCCCGCUUCAUCGAGGAAGAUUACCGAUCCGCCGGUGCGGAGACAAUUUUGCGGAUUUUGCGGGACGCACUUGACGGCUUGGGAAGAGGGAGGAACGCAGAUCAAGGACCGAGCAGGAGGAAGUGAGGAUUGGUUGGACGUCACCCUGGGAUCUCUGGAAGACGAGAGCCUAGAACGGUUGGAAGAACUCGGAAUCCUCCCCGACAGCAGUUCGGACGACAGUUCAGCCUACGAAACAGAAGGAACGGACAGAACCCCCGCCGAAGAAGAGCCAGACGCAAUGGUUCCCAGGACUACGUCCACCCGCCCACCGCACCGCAUGACGAGUCGCGGAAUCCCCUACUUUGAAGAACUCGUCGAGCACAGCCGUUUCGGACGGAUCAAAAGGCAGGUGGGCGGGCAUACUUCGCGGGACGGUACGAUGAGCGUGAGGUGGGAGGUGACGGAGAUUGAUGGGAUGGCCGGCGGUGAUGAUGAGGAGAUGCCGGACUCGCCGGAGUUGAGAGGGAGUGUGGCGAAGAGGCAGAGGGUUGAUUCGUGA